This is a messenger RNA of Arabidopsis arenosa, 803 nucleotides long. Lineage: Eukaryota; Viridiplantae; Streptophyta; Magnoliopsida; Brassicales; Brassicaceae. The record is from the annotation of a GenBank genome assembly.
GAAGGAGUCGAGGCCUUGUGUUGAAAUGAUUUGAUUGUAGAUUUCGGAUGAUGAUCUCCUUCAUCAAUUGUGGCUUAUGCGAUGAGAUUGUAGAGAAUAAUAAUCAGGGGAAAUGAAAAGAGGAAGAAUAAAGUAGUGAUUGGAUGGUGGCUGGCUCCUUCGGUCAUACGUUCAGGACUUAUAUGACACUGGGCGUGUGAGGAGAAGAGGUGUCGAGGCAUUCUACGGAGUCAGUCACAUUGGCCGAAACCAAAACUGAGUACGUCAAGCAGACUCCAUACUAUGAUCUCCAAGUAACAACACCAUGUAAGAGAUGUACACCAAAAGUUGUGGGCUCGACAUUGUAUUCAUCUCGUGGGGACAUGAUGAUUACAUUUACCUUGUAAGUUCUGAAGGAGAGUCAAACUACAUUACCAUCACCCGGUCUGUUCAUCAUCCAAUACCAUUCUACGCUCUUUGCAAAUCAGAAGAAUACAAGCAUUUGAUGAAAAAUGAAGACAGAGAGAACAUGAAGUGGCUGAAAGUGUUCAACAAGUGCGAUCUCUACAGCAAACGCAAAAUUCGUUCAAAACAUACGACAACUUAUGGUCACACCGUUGCUGGUCUUCUAACAAACAAGAAUGUGAAAUCUGAGCGUCAAGAUGUUAAUCCAUGAUAAGUUACAAACUUGUUUCAGCCGUUCUUGGCUGUGCCAUUCUUAACUGGUUUUUGCACCAGCAACAAUGAAGAGAGUUUCACGAGUAUGACUUACGGUUCUCAUGCAAUGGCCUCUAUCUUAUUGAUAAUGAAAUAAGUUGUUAAAG